UUUGUGACCUAUCCCUACACAGGGUGUAGUUACGCAUCUAUCUGCUAUCUGGCAACCCUGAUAGAAGUAGAGCGCUUCACUCUCACUAAUUAUCCCAUAACAGCCGAGCAAUGCUGGGGAAUAAAAAUCGGAAUUAAACGGUCAUAAAUAUGAAGGUCAUCAUGCGUGUGUGGAGGGUGAAGGUUUUGGUCAGUUUUGUGAUACUAGGAUUAUUCGUAGCUGUUCUCCUUCAUCACUGGACUGCAAGAGCUCCAACUGUGAUACACAGUCAAAAAAGUCUAGAUUCCACCAUAGACAAGCUUCUUGAACGUAAUAAACAGUGGAAGAACAGUGACAACCAUAUUCCCUACCACCUCAAAGAAACCACAGCACGAAAUGAGUGCGUUUGUAAAGGAGACACAUGGCAUAUUAAUGUGCCUUUUGGUCACCUGUUUUUUCCUUGGGUGGAUGCUAUGGAGUUGCAAUCUGCAUUCAGAGCCUCAGAGUUGGAGGAAAUGAAGCAGCGUCGACAAAAUGAGUACAAGAAGUUCCUGAGAAGCUCACAUACAGCAGCAAACCUUCUCGUUGUUGCUGAGGCCAAUAGUCCUCUUCAGUACCCCACCCAGGGUGUGGAGGUCCGUCCUAAAAAGUCCACCUUAAUUCCUGGGUUGGGUCUGAAACUUAUGUCAAGGCAGUCUUAUUCAGUAAAUUUAACUGCCAGCAUGGGCACGUUUGACGUAACAGCCUUGGUGGAUGAUGUCAGCAGAAGCGGAGAAGGAAAAAUGCACAUAAGCUUUUCCAGCCCACUUCUAUCUGCACUUAACAGACAGCUGCAGUUCGUCACUUAUACAAAUGCAAUUUUUCAUCCCAAUACUGCAGACAUAGUGCAAUUCGAGACUGAUGGAUUCCAAGCAGCCUUCACCAUUAAAAUCCGGCAUGCAAUCACUCCUAAACUCUAUUAUCCUGGACCUAGUGGACCUAAAGGAGAAUACAACAUAAGCGCACUUGUGACCAUUGCUACGAAAACAUUUCUGCGUUAUGACAAGCUGCAAGAUUUGAUUGACAGCAUUCGACAGUUCUAUCCAACGGUCACGAUAGUUAUAGCUGAUGACAGCGAGCAUCCUAAGCCUGUAACUGGCCCUUACAUAGAGCACUACACCAUGCCUUUCAAAAAGGGUUGGUUUGCUGGGCGUAAUCUCGCUGUCUCUCAGGUGACGACUAAGUACGUGCUGUGGGCGGAUGAUGACUUUAUCUUCACCUCUAAAACAAGGUUGGAGAAAAUGGUGGAUGUUUUAGAGCACACCAAUUUAGACCUGGUUGGAGGAGCAGUCAGGGAGGUGACAGGAUACACUGCAACCUACCGCAAUAUCAUCUCUUCAGAAAAAGGUGGAGAAGAUGGAGACUGUUUACACAUUAGAAGAGGCUUCUAUCAUGCUCUUGAGGGCUUCCCUAAUUGUGUGGUCACGGAUGCCGUCAUUAACUUUUUCAUGGCGCGUACUGACAAGGUACGGCAAGUGGGCUUUGACCCUCGCCUGGCACGGGUUGCACACCUAGAGUUUUUCAUCGAUGGCCUUGGUGUUCUCCAUGUGGGUUCCUGUGAUGAUGUUAUAGUCAACCAUGCAUCAAAGAUCAAAGGGAUGCUGCCAUGGGGACAAUCAGAAACUGAUAAGGCCUAUGCUAAGUUACGUUAUAUCAACUACUCAAACAACUUAAAUGGUCUUUAUUACUACAAGAAUCACUUCAAAUGCUUAACGAGUAAUGCUUAACUGUGAUCCUACCCAUUUUUUUUUACUACUGUCUCAAUUUCCGUAAGACAUUACAUGCAAAUUUACAGAGGUAUCAAUGAAAAAGAAGACCAAACAUGACCAUGUACCUAAAUAACACACUCUUUUUCUUUUUCUAUGGAUUCCUCUGAGGACUUUUUUCCUCUGGAAUAUUGUUAACAGACCAAAAAUAUAAGUAAAGCUUUUGAACUGUUGUGUUUUUGUA
This is a messenger RNA of Ictalurus punctatus (channel catfish), 1968 nucleotides long. Its product is annotated as beta-1,4 N-acetylgalactosaminyltransferase 1. The transcript is spliced from 11 exons. Gene Ontology annotation, biological process: ganglioside biosynthetic process. The record is from RefSeq and is a predicted model, not a curated record. Bases 150 to 1745 code for a protein of 531 amino acids. NCBI's taxonomy places the organism in Eukaryota, Metazoa, Chordata, Actinopteri, Siluriformes, Ictaluridae. Gene Ontology annotation, cellular component: Golgi membrane. Gene Ontology annotation, molecular function: hexosyltransferase activity.